Molecule: messenger RNA, 1164 nt
Organism: Sphaeroforma arctica JP610
Lineage: Eukaryota; Ichthyosporea; Ichthyophonida
Exons: 5
Coding region: 1-1164 (387 amino acids)
Cellular component (GO): Golgi apparatus; endosome; trans-Golgi network
Molecular function (GO): antiporter activity
Source: RefSeq, a predicted model, not a curated record
AUGAGCGAAUCCUCUACGUUGUUGGUGAACGGCCAGCCCAAUAAUGAUAAGUCUGAAAGUAACUCAACAGACGGCGGCGAGAAAGGUUACAAACCUGAACGACGAAGUGCCUCGCUCUCAACGCUAGCACGCGCAGAGCUCGAGAAACAUGAGACAUUCCUCACUAUAUGCGCGUGUAUUGGGUGGGUGUGUGUAUCGGCUUCGAAUAUCACGCUGACUAACUACAUCCUACACAAUAAGAACUUCAAGUUCCCCGUAACCAUCUCGCUGAUUCAGCAAAUCUUCGGCUUUGUGUGCGCUGUCGUACUGGUCAAGGCCAAGUUUGUGGGUCACACACAGACCAGAGGGGAUCUGCGAGAGUAUGUGGUGCACGUGCUACCCAUUGGUGUGGUCACAGCCAUCACUUUGGCGGCCGGGGGUGCCGUGUACGUGUAUCUCUCUGUCAGUUUCGUGCAGAUGCUGAAGGGCGUAUCACCGGUGAUCACAAUGCUGUUGAUGUUCUGCUUCGGCAUGCUGCGUGCACGCCCUGACCUGUGCCUGUCCAUUGUCAUCAUUUCGCUGGCUGGCAUCAUGGCCAGUUUCGGCGAAGUGCGUUUCCAGUGGUUUGGCUUUGCGCUGAUGAUGUUAUCGCAGGUGUGUGAUGUGCUGAAGAUAGUCUUGACCGAGCGACUGCUGAGAAAGAAGUUUGAGAAUAUCAUCGACGCUAUUUACCACAUCGCACCGGCAACGGUGUGUGGGUUGCUGGCUAUCUGGAGUUAUAAAGAGGCGCCUAAGCUCAUGCACGCGGAUACUCAUCAUGAGCCCUAUCUGAUCUUCUACCUGUUUGUCGUGGCGUGUUCAGGCUUUGGUGUUAAUCUGCUGUUCAUGUGUGUGGUGGACAGGGCCAACUCGCUGACUUUCAAGGUUUUGGGCCAAAUCAAGAGCAUCGUGAUGAUCCUCUGUGGCAUGCUGAUGUUCGGCAACCACGUGUCUGGGCUCCAAUGGGCGUCCUACUGUGUGUCUCUGGUUGGCUUUGCCUUAUACCAGCGUUCCAUUAUACGUGCUAAGAAGGAGAGUCUUGCCCUUCGGGAGCCCACUGUGGUCCAGUCACCUGAUUUGGAGGUGCAGAGCUCCGCCCCGCUGUUGGCGGUAGCGGCGAUGGGUGUCAAGUCCGGCGAUAGCUAA